AUGUCACUCUCCUUGCGAUCUUUUCUUCAGGGAUUAUGGUCUAUUUGGACUCGGGAUUCUGUCCGAAACCGAACCUAUCAUGAUGUUUUGUCUCCAACAAUAUUUUAUCUCGUGGGUCUCUUUGAGCUCUCAACUCUAGACAUAGCCACAAACUGCAUAAACCUCUUACUACGUUUCAGGAAGUUGUUCUCAAGAUCCAAGGGCAACAAAGGUGGGUAUUGUCUGAGCCCAUGUAGAGAGGGCGUACCUACACAGAGGAAGGGACUUAUUGCCACCCCUUUACAAACUUUCACCCUCCCAGGAUCGAAUUCUCCGUACGGAGGCGUGCUCAUCGAGCCUCCGAUCGAAUCGACCGUACAAGAGCGCGUUCUUCAAGAGCCUCUGUACACCCCCCCUCUCAAUCAAAUUCCCUGUACAGAGGCGAUUAAAUCAACUGUACAAGAGCGCGCUCUUUAA
This is a messenger RNA of Lindgomyces ingoldianus, 456 nucleotides long. RefSeq lists its product as uncharacterized. NCBI's taxonomy places the organism in Eukaryota, Fungi, Ascomycota, Dothideomycetes, Pleosporales, Lindgomycetaceae. The coding region runs from base 1 to 456 and encodes 151 amino acids. The record is from RefSeq and is a predicted model, not a curated record. The transcript is spliced from 7 exons.